UCUUCUUCUUCUUCACUUUUGUUUCUCUCUCUCUUUUCUCUUUCUCUGCUUCUUCGUUUUCUCUGAUUUCUUCUCUCGUUUUUUCGAUUUGAGUAAUUCGAAUAAUUCUAUUCUUCCAUUGCCGGAAUCCAUGGCUUCUCCGGCAGAUGUUCGGUGAGGCUGGCGUUCAUGCGUGAUCGAGCUUCGAAAGGUUGUCCUGACGGCUUUCUGAUUCUCCAUGUCUUUACCGGGAGGUUUUGGCGUCUUCGGGUUCGUUUUGUAGCAAUUCCUUAUAACGUCCUGUUGUCUACUACCACCACGGCUUUACCUCUUUUAGCUGUUGACGUUGUCCGCAAUCAUGGGAAGUUCUCGCUUUAUCCAUUGCUCGUCAGGGAGGAUUUGAAGCAGCGGCAGCUGCCUAGGUCCGACAAUGGACACAUACUCCUCCGGAGAAGACUUUGUUAUUAAGACAAGAAAGCCAUAUACCAUUACAAAGCAACGAGAGCGAUGGACAGAAGAGGAGCAUAAUAGGUUCCUUGAGGCCUUGAAGCUCUAUGGGAGAGCAUGGCAGCGAAUCGAAGAACAUAUAGGAACAAAGACUGCUGUGCAAAUCAGAAGUCAUGCUCAGAAAUUCUUUUCAAAGUUGGAGAAGGAGGCUCUCGUUAAAGGUGUUCCAGUAGGGCAAGCAAUUGACAUAGAUAUUCCACCUCCACGCCCUAAAAGGAAACCAAGCAAUCCUUAUCCUCGAAAGACCAGUGCAGGUACUUCCACAUCACAAGUGGGAGCAAAGGAUGGAAAAUAUUUGUCAUCAGAGUUUUCUCAUCACUGUAAACAAGUACUGGACUUGGAAAAGGAACCACUUCCUGAGAAAUCUGGUGGAGAAGGAAAACGAACUAAUACAAAAGAAAAUCAAGAUGACAAUUGCUCAGAAGUUCUUACCCAGCUUCAAGAACAUUGUUCUUCUGCUUUCAAAAGAUCCACUCCCAAGCCACCUGUGGGACUCAGAAAUGCAUGCACUUUCAGGGAGUUAGUGCCUUCAAUGAAAAAGGCAAAUCAGGAUGACCCAAGUGGAUCUUAUGUCACUGUCGAACUUGACGGAAAUCAAAAUGUUGAGAAAGCUGAUGUCACAGAGAUGACAGUAGAAGAUAACGACGCAAGUAGGAACUUAAAGUUGGAAAAUGCUAAUUCUUCAGACGAGAAGAUGGAUGACUUAAGUUGUGGAGCGCCGACUGAGGAGAUGCAAACUACCCAGAAGUACCCAAGGCAUGUGCCUGUGCAUGUUCUUGAUGGGAGCCUAGGAACUUGUACUCAAAUGCCAUCCUCAGAUAUGCCAUUCAAAGAACCGAUAUUUCAUCCAGUGGGAGAGGUUCGUGGCCACCAUAACCUCUUUGCAAAUUCAGCUGCAUCUGCUACGACUGAACAUCAAAGUAAUGCAUCAAGAACGUCUGCUCAUCAAUCAUUUCGGGCUUUUCAUCCUCCCUUUACCCCAAUUCGCCAUAAUCAAGAUGACUACCAGUCGUUUCUUCACAUGUCUUCCACAUUUUCAAGCCUCAUUGUAUCUACGCUGCUUCAAAACCCAGCCGCACAUGCUGCAGCAAGCUUUGCAUCUACAUUUUGGCCCCAUUCCAAUGUGGAAGCCUCAGCGGAUUCUCCUGCAUUCAACCAAGGUUGCUCCACUCCUAGUAUGGCAGCAAUAGCUGCUGCUACUGUAGCAGCUGCAACUGCAUGGUGGGCAUCCCAUGGACUGCUUCCUUUAUGUGCUCCGCUUAACACUGCAUUUACCUGCACUCCAUCCAUAAGUGGAGUUCCGUCAAUCCAUACUGAUCAAGUUCCAGCAGCCAAUGCAGAGCGGGGAGAGAAUUCUCUCAAUCCUCCCUUGCAGGACCAGGCGGACCCAGAAUAUUCAGACGCUUUGCAAGCUCAACAUUCAGCUUUGAAAUCUCCUGCUGCGUCGUCUUCAGACUCCGAGGAAAGUGGCAGUGCAAAGCAUAAAUCCAAUUCAAAAGCUGCUGAUCAUGAAAAUGCUGCUGCAACAACUGAGCUACAUGAUUCAAAUAAGGCAAAGGGCAGAAAACAGGUCGACCGUUCGUCAUGCGGUUCCAAUACAGCUUCUAGCAGUGAAGUAGAGACAGAUGCCUUAGAGAAGCAUGAGAAUGAGAAAGAAGAAUCAAAAGAACCGGAUGCUGACAAUCCAAUUGCCGAGAUGAUUAAUCGCCGCAGUAAAAGCAACAGCAACACGAGUGAUUCUUGGAAGGAGGUUUCUGAAGAGGGGCGGCUGGCAUUUCAAGCACUAUUCUCGAGAGAGGUGUUGCCCCAAAGCUUUUCACCUCCAUACGAUGACGAGAAUAAUCAAGAGAAUCAGAAUGAUCACGCGAAAGAAAAACAAAUGGAAGAAGAUAAAGAUGGAGGUGCAUCAUUAUUAGAUCUCAACAUUAGGACUUCUAACCUUCAAGAAUCAGAGAAGAAGGAAUCACCAAGAGGUGACAACAAUCUAGAUGAGGGCCUGCUGACAAUAGGGCUUGGAUAUGGAAAGCUCAAGGCUCGUCGAACAGGAUUCAAACCUUACAAAAGGUGCUCGGUUGAGGCCAAAGAAAACCUGGUGGGAAGCACCGCCAGCCAAGGUGAAGAGAAAGGAACCAAGAGGUUACGCUUGGAAGGGGAGGUUCAACUGAAUGUUUGAUUUUGCAUGGCAAUCAAAGGAAACCUUUGUUGUUGCAUGCAAUUUCUAAUUUUUCCCCCUUGUCUAUUAUUAAUUAUUCUUGCUAUAUGUUUUAUAAACUCCUGAAGCUCACGGAACUUUCCGUGUAGGUGUGUGUACCAUAUUAUUUUAUCUACAUUGCUCAUUGCUAUCUGAACCAGUGCAACUGUUCGUAAAAGACUCCCUUCACAGACUUUUAGACAAGAAAGUAUUUGAUGUGCUUUGAUCUC
Molecule: messenger RNA, 2907 nt
Organism: Morus notabilis
Lineage: Eukaryota; Viridiplantae; Streptophyta; Magnoliopsida; Rosales; Moraceae
Product: protein LHY
Exons: 8
Coding region: 410-2659 (749 amino acids)
Molecular function (GO): DNA binding
Source: RefSeq, a predicted model, not a curated record